Cryptococcus wingfieldii CBS 7118 is the source of this 399-nucleotide messenger RNA. RefSeq lists its product as hypothetical. The record is from RefSeq and is a predicted model, not a curated record. Bases 1 to 399 code for a protein of 132 amino acids. Lineage: Eukaryota; Fungi; Basidiomycota; Tremellomycetes; Tremellales; Cryptococcaceae. The transcript has 5 exons.
AUGUCUGAAGUUGCCAACGCUGUCCUCUACAAGCCCAACGAGCACGCCGACGAGUACCAAGUCUUUGUCGACGACGUUGCCGAGUAUGAGGCCUGGAAGGGAGGUGCCAAGGACAUUGCUCUUUCCCGCUUCCUCGGUAUCUUCUCAAUUUUUAAGUCUGCCACCUCUGGACACACUGGCUCCCUUGGUGCCAUCUCUAAACAGGAGGUCGAGAAUGUCUUCUUCGGUGACGACAAGAAUGUCAAGGACAAGUCUGUCGAGGCCGCCAUUGUUAUCAUCCUCGAAAACGGCAAGCUGCACAAGGGAGACCUUGCCCACAGCAACAAGAUCAACAAGAACCCCGCUCGUGGAUUAGGCGACACCCGAGCUCCUGGUGCCGCCCAGGGCUCUCACCGCUAG